This is a messenger RNA of Patella vulgata (common limpet), 219 nucleotides long. Its product is annotated as multiple epidermal growth factor-like domains protein 10. The record is from RefSeq and is a predicted model, not a curated record. NCBI's taxonomy places the organism in Eukaryota, Metazoa, Mollusca, Gastropoda, Patellidae. The coding region runs from base 1 to 219 and encodes 72 amino acids. The transcript is spliced from 4 exons.
AUGGUUGUAAAAUAUGGUACCAACUGUCAAGAGAUCUGUAGUAGUGGGUGUCAGGACAACAUCUGUACUAGAUACAAUGGUUAUUGUACGUGUAAAACUAACUUUUCUGGUAAUAAAUGCGAAUCAUGUAUACAAGUCUGUACUAGAUACAAUGGUUAUUGUACGUGUAAAACUAACUUUUCUGGUAAUAAAUGCGAAUCAUGUAUACAAGAUGUAUAG